Messenger RNA from Pomacea canaliculata, 3013 nucleotides. RefSeq names its product anaphase-promoting complex subunit 2-like. Gene Ontology annotation, molecular function: ubiquitin protein ligase binding. Gene Ontology annotation, biological process: ubiquitin-dependent protein catabolic process. Gene Ontology annotation, cellular component: anaphase-promoting complex. NCBI's taxonomy places the organism in Eukaryota, Metazoa, Mollusca, Gastropoda, Architaenioglossa, Ampullariidae. The record is from RefSeq and is a predicted model, not a curated record.
CUGAUAUAAGCAGAAAGGGAGAGUACUCUGACGUAAGCAGCAGAGUGACCUGCCCGACUGAGAGAGCUCCAAACACGAAAUGGCGGAUAAUGCAGACGAGUUGAACAAUGCGUGGACUGUGAUCACAGAUACGCUUUCUCCAGAUAAACAAGUGUGUGGACCUGAAGGCAACCUCAGACUGUUAAGUAGAAUCAAUGAGGUUCAACAGGCUGUUGCUGUAAUGGAUCACCACAAGGUUCUGCAUCUUAUUCCAGCAUGGUUUGCACAAGCAUUACAAGAUGAUGUCCGACGUCGAAUAGUACCAACAUUUUGGAAGUACUUUGACAAUCUGCCAGCUGGUGAUCCAAAACUUUUACCAGCUUGCUUCACAGAAGCAAUUUCGUACCUUCACCAAGUUACACAAUCCAUAUCAGCCUUGCAUACAAUACAUCAACAGUGUAGAGAAACUGCUUGCACUUAAGCUCAAAUCCGAGGAAGCAUUUUUACAGAGACAGUGUUCAGGACAUCUUUAGGGAUUAGGAGCCUAGAGAAUAUUCUUGUCAUUUUGUACAAGUCGUUUCUGUUCUUCACAUUUCGCAAACUAUUUAGAGAAUCAGUGGAAAAGUUUUAUGCUCAAGCCUUUAAAGUUUUUCACAAAUCAAUGGGAGAAGAAGAAGAAAAUGAAGAAAGGCCAGUCACUGAAGAGGAGGACACGUCCAUUGAGUUUAUUCUUGACAGGUUCACCAAAGUCAACAGAAAGUUGGAUGACAUGGGGAUUUUGGAGCAUGUAUCAGGUUCAGCUGUCACGUCUGUCAUUCAUGACCAAAUACGCCGACAUAUUCAUUCUACUUGCCAGAGCAACUUUGAAACAUCAUAUCUGAAAUCACUAGAAGAGUGGCUGGACACAAAGGUUCUAAACUGGCUUCAACUGAUCUAUGCUGGCAAUCGUUCGGAUGAACAAGCACAGAGUAUUUCAGCUUUCCGUGGUCGCCUAAUGCAUUUCGUGUUUGAGGUCUACGCAAACACACUUAUUGAUCAACUGUUCAACAUCAUCAUUGAGUUUCCAGAAUCUGAACCUGCAGUUAGGGACCUUCGCAUCUGUCUUGAAAAAACAGAUCUUCGACCCCAUCUUGUGAGUUCGCUACGGAAAGCACUGGAAAGUCGUCUUUUGCAUCCAGGUGUAAACACAUCUGAUAUUCUUACGGCAUAUAUAUCUGCCAUUCGAUCUUUAAGGGUGUUGGACCCAGCAGGUGUUAUCCUUGAACUGGUAUGUGAGCCUGUCAGAAAAUACCUCAGGUCUAGAGAGGACACAGUGCGCUGCAUUGUUUCCAGUUUAACUGAUGAAGGUAGCAGUGAACUGUUGGAUGAACUCAUUAGAGGAGCACCUCUUUCUAUGGAUGAAGGGGGUCUUUCAGAUGAUGAAUCUGAUUCCUGGGAAACAUGGGAGCCCGACCCUGUGGAUGCUAAUCCAGACACAGCAUCUAAGCGGCGACGUGCUUCAGACAUAAUUUCCACACUUGUAAAUGUCUAUGGAAGCCAAGAACUGUUUGUGGCAGAAUACCGUACAUUGCUAGCAGAUCGUCUUCUUGCUCAUGCGAGCGCCAAUGCAACUACAUCUUCUGCCGUAUCUACAACCUCAUCCACAGCAGCUAUUGCAGCCAGUGGUACAGGAGGCGAGCUGGAGAGAGAGUUGCGCUACCUUGAGUUGCUUAAAUUACGAUUUGGGGAGACACCUCUACAUGGUUGUCAGGUCAUGCUGAGAGAUGUUGCUGACUCUAGACGAAUCAAUGCUCGCAUUACUGAAGUCAGACAACACAACGAAGAAUCUACUGAUGUCAACGUGACAGCUAUGAUUUUGUCGGCACAAUUCUGGCCCUCAUUCAGAGAAGAGAAGUUAACUUUACCUAAACAUCUUCAGAAAUCUCUAGAUGCCUACACACAGCAGUAUGAAAUGCUGAAAGGAAACAGAACUCUCUGCUGGAAGCCUCACUUAGGUACAAUGAAUAUUGAUAUCGAGCUCAAAGACCAGACACUUAACUUCACGGUUUCACCAGUUCACGCCGCCAUUAUCAUGCAGUUCCAGCAACAAGCUCAGUGGACAGUGGAAGACUUGGGCAGAACACUGGAGAUGACACCUUCAGUUGUCAGAAGGAAACUGGCUUUCUGGCAAGGACAAGGAUUAGUAAAAGAAGAGCUGCCAGAUGUUUUUGUUCUUGUUGAAGAAAGACAUACUGGACCCCAUGAUGUUAUUGCUACAGACGAAGAUGAAAUGGAAUCUGCUAUGGCAUCAGCUGCUCAGCAGCGUGAACAGGAAAUGCAGAUGUUCUGGACAUACACCAUGGGGAUGCUGCAAAACCUAGAAUGUCUGCCCCUGGAGAGAAUUCACAGCAUGCUGCGGAUGUUUGCUGUGCAAGGGCCAGAGUCAGGGGAGUUCACUCAGGCUGAGCUUAAGUCUUUCCUUGACGGCAAAGUCAAGGAGCAAAAAUUAACAUACAGUGGCGGUGUUUAUAGGUUGCCUAAACAUUAACCAUAACGUGUCUUCAUCAUGCUUUACUGAAGCUUAUCCUGUCAAAAGCAAAACCAAGGAGCCACUGAACUACUCAUUUCACUCUGUUUGUAAGGAUACGAAGACAUUUGAACAAAAUUGUUAUGUGAAAAUGGGACCUUUAUUAAGUAGAAGUGUAAUUAUUGAUCAGAGGUAUCAUGUUUUCCCUCUUCAGUUUAGUCAUAUGCAUUUAUAUGUUGUAGACGUGGAUGCAGAUUUAUGUGGCUGAUGAUUUUGUUAUUUACCAAAACACAAAUUACAGAAAGAUAUAAAUGACAAAUAUUUAAAACUUUUCAGCCACAAUGGUAAGACUGGCAUUGGAGGAACAUUUAUUUUCGUGGUCUGUGUUUGAAUUUGUAAUGCAUCAUUGAAGUUAUGAUCUCUCUGUGAUAUAACCAUUGUCGCUGAUGUAAUGCUAAAGACUUAGCAAUCCUUGAUAAUAUUGUUGCAGAUUUUGUAAUACAAGCAAAAUACAUUUGUCUUCUGUCA